Molecule: messenger RNA, 1374 nt
Organism: Fonsecaea multimorphosa CBS 102226
Lineage: Eukaryota; Fungi; Ascomycota; Eurotiomycetes; Chaetothyriales; Herpotrichiellaceae
Exons: 3
Coding region: 1-1374 (457 amino acids)
Source: RefSeq, a predicted model, not a curated record
AUGGCAAAUCCAUCGAUUUUUCCGCCUGGUUUCGAGAAAGCAGCAAAUGUGGCGGCCCCAAAGCCGGCGGACAGCACCCCAAUCCGCGUCAACCAUCACCAGGUGGAAGGGCUCGAAGGCAAACUGCCUGACCUCGAUAACUUGGCCCGCGAUUUUGCUAGGAGUGCGGCAGUCGACAUUCCAGGCCUUGGCGCUGGCAAAUCAGGUGUGCAAGCUUUUGAAAACAAGUCUCUGCCAUCGCAACCUGAGUCCGUCAUUCCUGUUUCACAAAUGCCAGGGUACAAGUUCGUUGUCCAAGUGCACAAACACUUCGCAGCACUUAGAGCCGGUAGCACCAUGUCCAAGGACACUUCCGAUCAUCAUUCCUCAGCCUGCCGCGGUCCAAAAAACACUGCGGUUUCCGAGGCAGUCGAAUCAGCGAUUGGAUCGGGUGAGGUCGUUUCGACUCGUGUUGCUGCUCCCGAAGGCGUUUCAGCUCCUUCUGUCAUUAACGCUGCUGAUCUUCCUGCAAACAUGCCGGGCGCCGCCGAUGCCGGUUCUGCUGGUGCUGCCGAUGCCGAUGCCGAUGCUGGUUCUGCUGGUGCUGUCGCGAAUGAUUGCGAGGACAAGGCCGAGACAGUGCGUGCUGGAAAGCGCAAGGCGGAUGAUGCAAACAACAACAUCGACACUGGGUCCGGUGAUAGCAACAAGGAGUCUCCAGCUCCACGCAAGAAAGGCAAGAAUAAUACCAAGGGUACAUAUGGUCCACGAGUCGACACAAGCCAGCCUGCCACCACCAGCGUAAUUGGCCCAUUCAUCCGCAAAAACGGUAUUCGUACCCAGGACCAAGCUUCCUUGCAGCAAAACAACGAAGACCCAAAUGCUCCGAAGUGGUCUCGCUUGCGGCCAUCUCUGCUCGACUGCACCGACCCCUACAUGUGUCCCGGGCCCAGCCUGAAUUGCUUCCACGCUUUCCAGAAUACGUCAAGCUACUGGCUCCAUGUCGAGAAUAAGCACGGAGUUCCGCGAGGGAAGAUCAACAAGCCCGAAUUCGCGCACAUCCGUGCCAUCUUCGAGCCUCAUCCGGAAUCUUGGUGGAUUGCUAGGGGCCAGGACACUACAUACCAGGGAACAGAAGGCAAGCAGAUCAACGCCCGUCGCCGCAUGAAAGCAGGAAUGCGCAGCAACGACCCAAACUAUGUGGAAGAGGUGUAUGUCCGGACUCCUGCUGUACGUCACGCUGCGACUGCGGCCAGAAAGACCGCCGAGAAGAAGGCCGAAAAGAACGCUGAGAAGAACGCUGAGAAGAAUACUGAGAAGAACACUGAGGAGGCCACUGAGGAGGCCACUGAGGAGGCCACUGAGAAGACCGCUGAAAAGACCACUGAGAAGUAG